Diachasmimorpha longicaudata is the source of this 1613-nucleotide messenger RNA. Its product is annotated as inositol monophosphatase 2-like. Gene Ontology annotation, biological process: phosphatidylinositol phosphate biosynthetic process; signal transduction; inositol metabolic process. The transcript is spliced from 7 exons. Gene Ontology annotation, molecular function: inositol monophosphate 1-phosphatase activity. The coding region runs from base 92 to 955 and encodes 287 amino acids. The record is from RefSeq and is a predicted model, not a curated record. Lineage: Eukaryota; Metazoa; Arthropoda; Insecta; Hymenoptera; Braconidae.
GUAUACAUUUGUUCAAGGACUUCAGACGAGUAUUCAGUUGUCUUCAGGCUAUUCUCUGACUCAUCCCUCAACAAAUUCAUUCGAUAGCAAAAUGUGUAGUGUGGCGCAGAUAAAUGAGUGCUACGAAGAAGCUGAACGCUUGGUUUUGGAGGCAGGAAAAUUAAUUGUAUCAGUUUUUGAAACCGAAAAAUCUGUGGAGCAGAAGGAUGACGAUGGAGUGGAUCUGGUCACUGAGUACGAUCGCAAAGUUGAAGAAAUGCUCGUAAAGAAUUUAAAUAGAAAAUUUCCUGGUCAUCGAUUCAUUGGGGAAGAGGAGACGGCAAAGUCCAACGUACUCCCAGAAUACACAAAUGCUCCCACAUGGAUAAUAGAUCCCAUCGACGGAACCACCAACUUCGUCCACUGUUUUCCCAGCAUUGGAAUAUGCGUGGCCUUUUCUGUGGAUAAAAUCAUUGAAUUUGGAAUUGUUUAUAAUCCUGUAACGAAACAAAUGUUCACCGGCAGGAGGGGACAGGGGUCUUGGCUAAACGGAAAGCGUCUAAAAACGUCAACCAGAAGGGAUUUAUCUAAAUGUCUGGUUGGUAUGGAGCCUUGGAUUGCUAAAGAUAAAAAUUACAAGUCAAGUGUGUACACAAGAAUAGAUGCAGUUAUUCAACACACUAGAGGAUUACGAGUGAUAGGAACAGCUGCUCUGAUGCUCUGUUAUAUCGCAAUGGGGGCAAUAGAAGCUUAUCAUGUGGAAACUGUCUGUGCAUGGGACGUAGCUGCUGCCAAAGUUAUCUUAGAGGAGGCGGGUGGUGUAAUAAUUGAUACGUCAGGCGGAGAACUAGAUCUGUUACAGCCUAAAGUGAUUGCCGCCUGUAAUCGUUCGAUUGCAGAUCAAUUAGUCCAGCUAUUCAAGGACGCAUCCUUGGGGACUGGAGACGCAACCAUCCAAGCGCUGAUCAAUUCAUGAAGAAAUUGGUUCAUCGUGAGAUGCCCUACAAUACGGAAACUCGAGGUUAAAAAGAAACAUUACUUUCCACAAUUUUUACUGGAAAAAAUGACAUGAAAUGUUUCAUGUAUUUAUACGCAGAAAUACUUCAGCCCAAUCGGUCUUUCCGUACUCGUGGAUUAUGAGGAUUUCAUUAGAAUGUUACGUUUGCUUGUACGUAACUAAUGAUGAAAAAAAGUGAUUUUAAGUGUAAAAAACGGCGUUUUUCCGUACAUUAUGCAAAAAUAAAUCGUAAAAUGCGUCGCUAGUGAGGUCGUAACAUGCGCAAUUACGGAUAGGCUGUAAUUAAUACAGAUUUUCUUAGAGAUUUGUGUAAUUUGUGUAAGAAAUACGUUUUCAUCGAGAUAGUCCUCUAUUUUUCAUCGACAAUGUUUAUAAUAAUCACCGCUCAUAUACAAACAAAAUUCUAACGAGUGGUACUUGUUAGUUAUAUAGUAUUACAUUAUGCAUAUAUUUUUAUAUGCCGAUAAGUGCUAUCUCUGUCAGGUUAUCGUGCAUAGGGGCCUUAUAGAGGCUAUUUCUAAUUUAAGAAUGGCUAUUGGAAAGCAGCUCGGUCACACUUGUCGUACAUCACACAUCGUUUGUAUUAGAAUAAAGUUGUAUGGUUUAUUAAGCAAAA